AUGCGUUUUUCGACAGGUACAAGAGUCGCGGCCCUCGCCAGCGUCUGGCUGAGCUUUACCUCCGCACUGCCUGGCCUCGGCCACGACAACGACGAUGUCAUCACUCGAGAUGUCGCCAUCAUUGGUGGCGGAGCAUCGGGGACUUAUGCGGCCAUCCGUCUACGGGAACUUGGCCGGAGCGUCGCCCUUAUCGAGCAAAGAGACGAGCUAGGCGGUCAUACACACACAUACUACGAUGCUGCUGCCCCAAUCGAUUAUGGCGUGUGGAUCUACACAAACAACACCGAUAUGGAGCGCUUCUUCGCGCACUUCAACAUUCCCUUGGUAGCAGAGAUCUUGAACGGUGACCCUGCGUAUACUCGGCGGUAUGAUUUCCGCACGGGAGAGGCUGUCGCUGCGCUAGGUGGUAAUAUCAUCGACGCCCUGACGCGGUAUGUUGGUAUAUUGCUACAGCAUCCCUAUCUUGCGGGCGGAUUCGACCUACCCGAUCCCGUCCCGGAGGAUUUGCUGCUGUCGUUUGGAGAUCUUAUCGAGAAAUAUGAUCUCGGGGCGGCGGUAGAUAUGAUCACACAGUUUGACCAGGGAUUCGCCGAGAACAUACUCGAUUACCCUUCGAUUUACAUCUUGAAAUAUCUGGAUUUGGCCGUGAUCCAGGGCAUACAGUUUGGAUUCUCCAGACCCGCAAGCCGCGCCAACCAAGAUCUAUACAAGGCCGCUGAAGCGGAGCUCGGUGAAGAUGCCCUGCUUGGGAGCACAGUAGCCAGAAUUCAGCGUCAAGACGAUAAAGGCACCAGUGCUCAUCACAAAGACACCAAUGCUCAUCAUAAAGGCACCAGUGCUCAUCACAUCGUCGUUGACACCCCGUCAGGAAAGCAACGCAUCAUAGCCAACAAAGUCAUCGUCGCCAUCCCGCCGCUGCUGGAAAACUUGGACGGUUUCGACCUUGACGACCGCGAAUCGGACAUCUUCAGCCGAUUCCAAUACAGCUCCUACUACGGAAGCGUGGUCAACGUCACCGGUCUCCCGCGUCAAUUGCAGAUCUUCAACAAGGCAACCGAUACCCCGUACCACGUGGCGGACCUUCCCGGCACAUUCACCUUCAACCCCACGGCCGUCGAGGGCAUCCACACUGGAUUCUUCGGAGGCGGCGCGGGGUCUCUGCCCGAAGACCAGGCGCGCCAAGGUAUAAUCGACAACCUCCUGGCGCUGCGCAAUGCAGGGUAUCCUGUGUCCGAACCGGAGAUAAUAGCUCUUCGCAGCCAUACCCCCUUCGGGCUGCAUGUUUCUGCAGAAGAGAUUGCGGGCGGGUUCUACCGGGACUUGUAUGGACUGCAGGGAUACCGCGGGAUGUAUUACACGGGGGCUGCGUUUCAUGCUCAUAAUUCUGCGGAGCUGUGGGAGUUCACGGAGCGGGUGUUGCAGGAGCAUGUGCUGGUGGACUAG
Aspergillus mulundensis is the source of this 1443-nucleotide messenger RNA. Its product is annotated as amine oxidase, flavin-containing superfamily. The transcript has a single exon. Bases 1 to 1443 code for a protein of 480 amino acids. Gene Ontology annotation, molecular function: oxidoreductase activity. The record is from RefSeq and is a predicted model, not a curated record. NCBI's taxonomy places the organism in Eukaryota, Fungi, Ascomycota, Eurotiomycetes, Eurotiales, Aspergillaceae.